Molecule: messenger RNA, 2127 nt
Organism: Rotaria sordida
Lineage: Eukaryota; Metazoa; Rotifera; Eurotatoria; Philodinida; Philodinidae
Source: the annotation of a GenBank genome assembly
AUGGAUCAACAUUUAUUUAAUGUUUCAAAUAAUUCACAUUCUCAUGGUUUUAGACAUUUAUCAACCGAUUCGAUAAGAAUCUUUUUAAUCGGUAUAUCAUCUAUUGAUAUUAACCGUUUAAUUGAAUGUACUACAAAAUCAUUAGGCUAUCGUUUUAUCAAUAUGAACGAUGAAAUUAAAUCGAAAAUAAGAGGAAACAAUGAAAAUGAUUCUGAUUCAUUUCGUAAACUUCAAUUAAAUACAUUUAUGAGCAUACUCGAAAAUCUGAAUAAUAUUAAUGUUAUAAUAUGGUGUGGAGAUAAUCUUAUUGACACCGUUGAGAUUCGUGACAUUUUACGUCUACAAAAAUUUGUCGUUUAUUUAAAUCAAAUUCAAAAUAAUACUAUAAAGAAUUCUACAUUUGCUGAUAAUAAUCGUCGUACCUCUAUUAACAUACAUAAUAAUUAUGAAAAUCGUAAAUUAGUCUAUCGACAAUGUUCUCAAUAUGAAUUUUGUAUUUUGAAAGAUGAAAAUGAUUGGACAUUGAUAGAAAAGAAUUUAUGUUAUUUACUAAAGACGAUUACAAAUAAUAAACGUCGAUUAAAAUCUGAUCCAAGUUUUUUUCUUUCUUUAACUUCAAAUAAUCUAUUAACAGUUGAUAAAGAUAAAUUUCAAUCGAUUAUCAAAGGAUGUGAUGCUAUUGAAUUAAGAAUUGAUUUACUUGAUUCAUAUGAUAUAGAUUUUAUUGGUCAACAAAUAUCUUAUAUACGUAAAAAUGCUUUUUUAUUACCAAUUAUUUAUACAGUUCGAAGUCAAUCACAAUAUGGAAAAUUUAUUAAUGAUGAACAAUUAAUUUUUCAUUUAUUAACAUAUGGUAUAAGAUUUGGUUGUGAAAUUAUUGAUGUUGAAACUUGUUGGAAUGAUACAUUAAGAUAUGAAUGGUUAAAUAAAAAUAAAGAUAAACAUGCAAAUAUUAUUGGAUCUAUACAUGCUGAAAAAUUUGAUAAUAUCGAACAAAUGUUAAUGAAAUGUUCACAUAAUGGUCUAGCUGAUAUUAUUAAAAUUGUUAUUAAUUCAAUAGAUAUAAAAUAUAUAUUACAGUUUACUAGUAUUUGUAAAUCAUUUAAAUUAGAAAGUCAUCAAAAUAUACUUUCAUUAUGUAUGGGUAAUAAAGGCAAAUUAACUCGAGUAUUAAAUGUAUUUAUGACACCGGUUACACAUCCACUUUUAUCAUAUGCAUCAGCAAAAGGACAAAUGAGUGUCGAAGAAACUCAAUUAUUACGUCAAUCAUUAGGUCUUUUAGAAUCGAAAAAAUUCUAUUUAUUUGGAAAACCAAUUGAACAUUCAUUAACACAAUUAUUACAUCAAACAGGAUUUGAUUAUUUCUAUUUACCUUAUAAAUAUGAACUAUGUGAAACAGAUAAAUUCGAUAUGAUUGAAUCUAUUAUUAAACAAACAGAUUUUGGUGGAGCUAGUAUUGCAAUGUCUUUAAAACAAUUUCCAUUAGAACUUAUAGAUUAUGUAAAUGAAUCAGUGAAUAUAACUGGAAUUAUGAAUACAAUCGUCAAAUUAGACAAUGGUCAAUUGUAUGGAGAUAAUACUUAUUGGAAAGCCAUCUACACAUUAUUAGAUAAUAUAUUAGUAAAGUCAAUCAGAAGUGAAUAUAAUGUUCUUAUUCUUGGUACGAGUGGUAUGGCUCGAACUGCAUUAUAUGCUUUGAAAAAACUACAAUUUACUGGUACGAUAUUCUUAUAUAAUCCUCGUAAUCCAGCAAAGGCAAAAGAAUUAGCUAAAGAUAAUAUCAUUGCUGUAAAUGAGCAAAGUUUUCUUGAAAAUCAGAAUAUAUAUUUGAUCAUAUCUACAUUACCAUCAAUCAGCACAUUUACAUUCGACGAGAAAUUUUUUUUUCAUCAAACAAAUAAUUUGCCAAUUUUAUUUGAUGUUAACUAUGUUCCUUAUCAUACUUGUUUAACUAGACAAGCACAAAAAUUCAAUUGUCGUCUCAUUCGUGGUAUUGAUAUGUUUAUCGAACAAAGAUUCGAACAAUUUCAAUUAUGGACAAAUAAAGUUCAUCUUGUCAGAUCAUUAUUGGAACAGAUUGUUAAACAAAAAUACGAUGAAUUGUAUAUACAAUCAUUUGAUACCUAA